GACAUCAAUAUGGCGGCAGCUGCACCCAACUCUAUUCUUUUCUACUAAUACUACACGGAACACGAUAAGUUUAUUUUCAUUUUUAUCUUGUAUCUCAGCAUGUCUGGGAGACUUGUGGAAGUGGAUAUUACAGAAUCACCUUUGUCAAGAGCCCAUACUCAUUAUUUCCUUUACGUGAUGUACAGUUUUACGCAUUAAAAUAAUAUUUUACUGGAGAAAUCCAAAACACCUUCAAACAGGCUCUCUUUUGAACAUGAGCACCACCUUUCAGUAUACAAAUCUGCAUCGUUUAGGGGUAAAAUUCAACUGUAGAGUCCCAAUAUCAAAUGUAUCUAAAAUUUGAUUCUCUGCUUGCAAUCUAGUACAAUGUGUAGCUACCAACAUAUACUGAAUUAUGUCACGUUUAACUAUGUAGUUUUAAUAUCCACAAUAUUUAAUAUAUCUGGGUGGGUCUCAGUAAUUAUCACGUUUUCGUUUUCGAAGAAGCAAUGACGCACGUCCCAGGAUACAUGUCGUUUUUGGCCGUAGUUAGGUGACCAUAGUACUGCCUAUUUUUGAUUGCGCGUUAGUUCUUUGGAAACUCUCCAAAAUAAAAAAGCGUUUACAAAUAUCAUAUAUUGCUUUAUGCCGCGAAAUACGUUUUUAUACUAAAGAUUCGAAGUGGUUAAUAAGGCGGGGUUCUGGUUAUGAGGCACUUGCGUCAUGAAGGACCCAAGCCUGGUACCGAUUUCAAAUUUUCAAAACAAGUCAGGCAGCUGUUUAUUGAGAGUAUGAACGGUGUCUUGCUUUUUCUUUCCAUUCAAAUCCAGCUUAAACAGUAUAUGUGGAUGACGAUCGGCUUUUGUCAUUGUUUACUCUUUAGAACAGGGAUUUAUCGUGCAGUUAAUCAGAAAUAAACUCAGUUCGUUUUUACGUUUCUGACGUUGGUUGGCUAGCGAUAUGGAGGGAGAAGAAAAGGCUGACGAUGGUUAUCCACCCUGCUCCAUCAGCACACUGCCUGUCUCUAAGCCCCCUUCCAUCGAAGAUUUCGUUGUGAUUAAGCCGAUCAGCCGAGGUGCUUUUGGAAAAGUGUAUCUAGCGAGGAAAAAGGGCAACUCAACAUUAUAUGCCAUCAAGGUAGUGAAGAAGGCGGAUAUGGUGGACAAAAACAUGACUGACCAAAUGAAGGCAGAGAGGGACGCCCUUGCUCUCAGCAAAAGUCCGUUUAUAGUGCACCUGUUUUACUCUCUUCAAACGACUGCUAAAGUCUACCUGGUGAUGGAGUACCUCAUCGGUGGUGAUCUCAAGUCUCUUCUUCACAUCUAUGGCUAUUUUGAUGAAGACAUGUCAGUGAAGUACAUCUCGGAGGUGGCUCUUGCUUUGGAUUAUCUUCACAGGCAUAAAAUCAUCCACAGAGACUUGAAACCAGACAACAUGCUUGUGUCCAACGAGGGACAUAUCAAGCUUACGGACUUCGGCCUCUCCAAAGUCAAGCUUGAUAGAGAGCUGAGACCGGCAGACAUCCUGACGACACCUUCAUUAGUGAAGCCCAAGAAAGUUUAUUCCCGUACUCCCGGUCAAGUCUACUCCCUGAUUAGCUCCCUUGGCCUUAACACACCAGGGAUGGAGGCCAAUUGUCACAGAACCUCAUUGGCCAUGUCCAGCCCCAUGUCUUGUGGUAAGACACAGCAGUUCAGGAGGUCUUUCUGCUCACCUCUGUUGAAGAAAGAGCCUCUGGACUCCCCAGCUUGCUCAGCCCGGGCAUUACAAGGCUCCCGUGUGUUUAGUCCUGCCAUUCUGGCUAAGAGUCUGACUCCACGGCUUCUAAAGUCCAGGAAGCGGUUUGGGACGUCGAGUGCCAGCAGUCAAUCCUGCCUCUUCCCAUCCACCACGGAUUCGGAGGCCUGUGUCAGCCCACUGUGGGAGAAUGAGCAGGAAAUCAAGGAUGUGGAGAACCUGCUGGAGAGUGAUGUAUUUGACAAAGGUGGCAGACCGGCGAUCAUGUCCAGUUUGCUGGGAAGGAGGAUGGCCAGUGACCUUCGCAGGCCGGGUCGAGAUCCAGCCCUCUGUGCUCUGGACAACAUUGACAUGAAUUUGUGUCAGAGGGGACAGCCGGUGCCUGGGUCUCCAAAACCGAAAAUCAGUGCCAAGCUGGAGCCUUUGGUGUCAAGGAAGCUGUCGUCAUUAGUUAAACUGGUAGACGAGAUAGCUCCUCCCACAACCAGGGAAAAAGGAAUGCUGGGAGUCCUGGAGAAAGCCGUGGGCAAAGUGUCCAUGAAAAGAGGGUUUGACCACGUGGAAAAGAGUCCUGAUCAGUAUGAGGCACAAGCUAAGAAGAGCGACUCCUUAUACAAGCGCUGUUGUCAGAUCCCGAAGAGCAGCAGCUCCAGCACCGGCCUGACAGCGGUGUUUGCCACCGUUCAAGUCAGCGCGUCUCCGGGGGAUGUGGAGUCGAAGCAGUCCGGUCCAGCUUUCGUGGCGAAGAACCUGUUGCAUGAGCUGGAUGGGCCAUGUGAGGGUGGUGGUUGCAGCACCGGUAGUGAAGUGACUGUGGACUCCAGUUUUACAUUCAUCAAGAAUAACUAUGAGGACAUGGGUCCAAUAAGGAAUCUGAGCCUAGACUCUGAUGACUCCCUACAGGACAUGUCCAUAGUCGCUGAUAACACGCAAGUCCCGGAGCUGGAUGGCGCGAAGGACUGUCAGUUGUCUGAGCAGGCCGAGGAGAAGGAUAUCUCUCUGAGUUUGCAGGACUGCUGCUCCUCAUCUGGAGUGGUGACCCCCAGGCAGCAUAGAGAAGAGCGGUCCAAGCAUCUCCUGCCUGUGGAGUCCAGCAGCUCUUCACCAUUCCUCAAACCCCGGAAUGUGGUGGCCUUCAGGAGCUACUGCAGCGCCAUCGACCGGUCCAACGCAUCGGGCUGCUCGCGUCGGAGCAUGGGCUCUGUCGACAUGAUGGACGUCUCCAGUUCCGCCUCCUUCUAUAGCUUCCCUGCGGCGGUAACUCCGGUACAAAAGAGACGGGGCCCCAGUUCCCGUAGCUCGCCGUACCAGACACCACAGCAGACGACCAGCCACACCCCUUUUAGGACCCCAAAGAGUGUCCGCAGAGGGCCUGAACCUGUAGAGGGAGGCCCGCUACUAGGGACCCCUGACUAUCUGGCCCCGGAGCUGCUUUUGGGAAAACCUCAUGACUUCAUGGUGGACUGGUGGGCCCUAGGAGUGUGUCUGUUCGAGUUCCUUACCGGGGUGCCCCCAUUCAAUGACGAAACUCCACAGCUGGUGUUCCAGAACAUUCUUAAGAGGGACAUUCCCUGGCCGGAUGGUGAUGAGGCGCUGUCACAGAACGCGAGGAGCGCCAUCGAGAGUCUCCUGACGACAGACGUCACCGAACGGGCCGGUCUUAAAGAGCUGAAACAGCACACACUGUUUAAAGGCCUGGACUGGGACAGCCUGCAGAACCAGCCCAUGCCGUUUAUCCCUCAGCCGGACGACGAAACGGACACCUCUUACUUCGAGGUAAAAGGCAGAAGAUUACCAGGUGGUUCAAGGAAAUUUUAUUCAUGCUUCAGGCCGCACUAAUCUCAUGCUAGCCGCCCCUUUCUGAAGGUAGAGAGAAGGAGGGAGGGAGAUGUAGUUCAUUUCAACAGAAACGUACUACUAGUAUCACUGAAAGGGAGGCUUUAAAUCAAUCCACGGUCAAUGCAAAUCUUAUAUUACACAAGUAUAAAUGCUCAUACUCUAAGUCAACAGUAAAGUGCAAUGAAAAUAUUGCACCUUGUUUUAGAAUCAACUGUACAGCUAUUAACAGUAAUUAACGCUAAAAGAAAUUAUGUUUUAAAUCUAAAACAGUAUUAAAGACACUGCAGAAUCGUAUUGCCCGUUCAAUCUGCCACAGCCGUUUUACCCACUGCUGGUUUUUUUGGGGAUUUUACAAGUUAGUACUUAAGAAAUGGACUUUAACUGAAAAGUACUGGGAGAACAAAAACUACAUACUGUCAACUACCUCAUAAACCUCCCCCAUAUCCUGCCCCAGAUUCAUCACAUCUUAGCAGAAAUCAGUCCAGUAGUACAUCUGCUAUUAGGAUGACAGCGAUUAUCCAGAUGUCACCCAAAACAAACUGGUUUAAAGAACGAUUCAAAAACCAUUCAGCCUGAAACCAAAGACUGACCAUGGAGGUCCUCUCACAUCCCCCUCCACAUAGACAUUUCCCCAUUUUAAUUCCCUCCAGCCCACAGAACCUCCUUCCCACCCAUAAUAAAUAGACGCCGAUCGGAUCAAAUGUACCAGCCCCACUCCGCAUUUAACUGCAGAAAUGUUGGUACGUUAGCAGCAAUGUCUGCGAAACUUCAAUAAAAUGCUGCAUUUUGUUCCCAGUGCGGCUCGUACCCAUGAGCUUACAGCAGCUGCUGUUGGACCAUAAUGCCCUUUUAACCUGAGGCUGACGGUGGUUUUUUUUUAAAUCCCAUUUU
This is a messenger RNA of Brienomyrus brachyistius, 4446 nucleotides long. RefSeq names its product microtubule associated serine/threonine kinase-like (gene mastl). Gene Ontology annotation, molecular function: ATP binding; protein serine/threonine kinase activity. Gene Ontology annotation, cellular component: nucleus. Gene Ontology annotation, biological process: intracellular signal transduction; peptidyl-serine phosphorylation. Lineage: Eukaryota; Metazoa; Chordata; Actinopteri; Osteoglossiformes; Mormyridae. Bases 940 to 3555 code for a protein of 871 amino acids. The record is from RefSeq and is a predicted model, not a curated record. The transcript is spliced from 13 exons.